Messenger RNA from Sodiomyces alkalinus F11, 800 nucleotides. RefSeq lists its product as hypothetical. The coding region runs from base 162 to 641 and encodes 159 amino acids. The record is from RefSeq and is a predicted model, not a curated record. NCBI's taxonomy places the organism in Eukaryota, Fungi, Ascomycota, Sordariomycetes, Glomerellales, Plectosphaerellaceae. The transcript has 2 exons.
AGCAAUAUGAGAGGAAGAUCGAUAGUGGUAAGCUUCUCUUAGUUGGAUAAGAGGGAGAGCAGAUCAAGGAGUUUGGCUCACGCCAGCCUUGAGUUCAAGUUCAAGGUUACUAUCUUGCCUAUUAAGCCUGGUGAAUUGGGGGGUGGGAGCCUUGGGUAGAGAUGAUGGAUUCACUGGACCACUUGAAUCACUGGGUCGCCGGGUCACCGGAUGCGCACGAGUAUGGCCACGAUAGAAGUAAGUUGAUUCUCAAAUGGGGAAAGGGGGUCGAAGGAUGUAUGGUUAAGUGGGAUGAUAUGAUGGGCGGGAUGAUGGGCAAGGCGGUCGAUUAUCGAGUGGAUGAGCGAGACCAAUAUCGAAUGAAGGCGCUGGCCGAUAGUUCCGACCUCUGGUGGGAACAUCAUCGUCCGAGGGCAGCCCAAGCCCCAAGAAUACUAAGAGAACAGCACCAGAUGGAAUGGCAUCUAUGCAUAAGCGCAUGCCGGUUCCGUGGCUUGGUGCUGCUGUUGCUGCUGCACCUCGAAGGCAUGAACACACGACACGCUGCUUGGUUGGUUGGGUGGGUGGACGUACAAAAAGGAAAAAAAGAAAAGGAAAAGAGGAGAGGAAAAAAAAGGCGAGCUUCUAUCUGUUCGUCCUAAUACAUCCACCCAACACAUUCCAUCACCACGUCAUGCUGCUCAUUCACGGAGGAAGGAGAAGGGGAGGCAGACUUGGAGGCAGGUGGUUGUAAUGGAAGUGGUAGGAUGCAGUUACGUCCAAGAGGUAAUAAGUAAGGUACAUGUACCUCCGUACGUACA